Fusarium odoratissimum NRRL 54006 is the source of this 1843-nucleotide messenger RNA. RefSeq lists its product as uncharacterized. The record is from RefSeq and is a predicted model, not a curated record. The coding region runs from base 1 to 1824 and encodes 607 amino acids. The transcript has 3 exons. NCBI's taxonomy places the organism in Eukaryota, Fungi, Ascomycota, Sordariomycetes, Hypocreales, Nectriaceae. Gene Ontology annotation, molecular function: oxidoreductase activity; copper ion binding.
AUGUACUUCUCACUCUCUUCUCUCAUAUUUCUCCCCUUACUCCUCCAAUCGUUCAUCACAUCAGUAUCAGCUACAUACUGGAACAACACCAAGAAGUUUGACCUUACUAUAACAUGGGAGAAUUACGCCCCAGAUGGCUUCUCACGAAAGAUGCUGCUCGUAAAUGGGCAGUCUCCUGGACCUGUGCUUGAGAUCAACCAGGAUGAUUUGGUCGUAGUGAAAGUCCACAAUCAGUCCCCAGAAGAACUCACUAUUCAUUACCAUGGACUGGAAAUGAAAGGCACACCAUGGACUGACGGUGUUCCCGGCGUUACACAACACCCCAUUAAACCAGGAUGCAGCUUCACUUACAAGUUCCACGCCACACAAUAUGGAAGUUUCUGGUAUCACUCUCAUCAUCGGGGCCAAAUCGAAGAUGGUCUUUACGGAGCUAUCAUCAUUCACCCACGACCCCACGAGCCGAACCCGUUUCACUUGAUCUCCGACGAUAAAGAGACUCUGCGUGAGAUCGCGAAAGCGACGAAACAUGUCAAGCCAGUUGUUAUUUCUGACUUUGUGCACCUAACUUCUACGGAGAAGUGGGAUAUGACUGUAGCAGCUGGAAUUGAGGAUUCAUGCUAUGACUCGAUCCUCUUUAAUGGCAAGGGAAGAGUCGAGUGUCUGCCAAAGGAUGUCGUGGAAGCCAAUCUCAAUGAGAUUCAGAAGAGCUACCUUGAGUUGGUACCAGGCGGGGCUGAGUUCACUGACAAAGCCUGCCUUCCUGCGUCUGCUCUUAAUGCCAUCGCCGGUGGUCUAGGCAACGAAGAAGCCCUCCUCCCAGGAACAUUCUCGGGGUGCAAAGAAACAGAAGGCCAAAUCGAAGUCAUCAAAGUCUCUAAUAAACACCACUACUCGUCAAAAUGGGUCGCUUUCGACAUAGUUGCUGCAGUCAACUUUGUCAACGGCGUCUUCUCCAUCGAUGGUCACGAUGUGUGGGUAUACGCCAUGGACGGCUCUUACAUCCAACCUCAGAAAGUCCAAGCCAUUGCCGCCACAAACGGAGAUCGAUAUUCCAUUCUUGUCAAGAUUGAAAAGUCUGGAGAGUUCAAGAUGAGGUUCAAUUCGAAUAGUGCGCCGCAGAUCAUUACUGGCCAUGCCAUUCUCUCCGUUGAGGGCUUCGGUUACGCACAAGAGGUUGAACCGUGGAUCAACCUCGUGGGUAUCCCUGUGUCAAAGGAUGUCGUGGUUUUUAACCAGAUGGUGGCAUUCCCUUAUCCCCCAGUGUCAAUUUCGCCAACUGCUGAUGUCACCUUUAAUCUAAGCAUGGAGAUCAGAGGUGCUUCGUAUCUCUGGGCUUUGAACAGCACAGGUCUUAUGUCAAAGGAUCUCGACGAGCAGCGACCUACACUCUUCAACCCACAGCCUUAUGUUCACAACAACGUCACUAUUUCAACAAAAUUGGGACAAUGGGUAGAUCUUGUCUUCGUGGCAGCGAUGUUUCCCCAACCUCCGCAUCCCAUCCACAAGCACGGUUCAAAGAUGUACAUGCUAGGCACAGGAACUGGUCCUUUCAGGUGGAGUUCUGUUGAAGAAGCUGCGAAGGAGAUUCCCGACCAAUUCAAUCUGAUUAAUCCGCCGCGGAGAGAUGCGUUUCUUUCGGCGCCGGCGGAUAAGGAGCCGAGUUGGGUUGUAGUUCGAUAUCAUGCUGCUGAUCCUGGACCUUGGUUGUUGCACUGUCAUAUCAACAAUCAUAUGGUUGGGGGCAUGAUGAUGGUUAUUCAGGAUGGUGUUGAUGCUUGGCCGGAAGUUCCUGAGGAGUACGCUGAGGGUGGUGAUGGAGAGUGAAGUAUUUGUGAUUGAGCGC